GCGCGGUGCGAGGCGUCGGGUGUUCGUGCCGUGCCGCGGUGGCUCCUGGGUCCUCGCCGCCUCCUCCCGGUCCUGGUGCUUCUCCCCGGCUGCCGGGCCCUGCGCGGGAGUCGCCCUUGCCAGUGCUGUGACAGCGACGCGGCCGGUGCCAGCAUGACGAGCGAGCUGAUCGAGGAUGAGACCCAGUUCUACUCGAAGGCCAAGACCUACUGGAAGCAGAUCCCGCCCACGGUGGACGGCAUGCUUGGGGGGUAUGGCCACAUCUCCAACAUCGACCUCAGCAGCUCCCGGAAGUUCCUGCAGAGGUUUUUGAGGGAAGGCCCGAAUAAGACGGGGACCUCUUGUGCCCUGGACUGCGGCGCGGGCAUCGGAAGGAUCACCAAGCGGCUGCUCCUGCCGCUCUUCCGAGUGGUGGACAUGGUGGACGUGACCGAGGACUUUCUGGCCAAAGCCAAGACCUACCUGGGGGAGGAGGGCAAGCGGGUGAGGAACUACUUCUGCUGUGGGCUGCAGGACUUCAGCCCGGAGCCCGGCUCCUACGACGUCAUCUGGAUCCAGUGGGUGAUAGGCCACCUGACAGAUGAGCACCUGGCUGCGUUCCUGCGGCGCUGCCAGCGCGGCCUGCGGCCCAAUGGCAUCAUCGUCAUCAAGGACAACAUGGCGCAGGAAGGCGUCAUCCUGGACGACGUGGACAGCAGCGUGUGCCGGGACCUCCAGGUGGUCCGCAGGAUCAUCCGCAGCGCCGGCCUCCGGCUCCUGGCCGAGGAGAGGCAGGAGAACCUUCCCGAUGAGAUCUACCACGUCUACAGCUUUGCCCUGAGAUGAGCCAGGCUGGCAGGGACUGCCAGGGACCAGAGCUAGGGUAGGGGCUGGUAGUGGCAAGGCCCAGGCUCCGUGCCAGGGCUCAGACAGCCAAGCCACUAAAUACACUUGUGUGCUUGUCCACACACUUAAAAGACUUUUCUUAAAAAGGCCCAGAGGGAGGCAGCGGGGAGGGAGGCGUGUGGGGUUGUGUGGAGGCACCUGCCCUGCCGCACAGGGGCGGGGCCGGGCCAGCAGCGGGUGGCAGAGCCCCAGACACCAGGCGCUCCCCUCGUGGAGAUGCGCAUCACGCCUCAGGCACAGUGGCCCCCUCUUCCUUGGCUGUGGACUCCUGGGAGAGCAGGAGCCAGGCUGGCUGGUGUCUGGCCCCCCCUCUUCACUAUAAAUCAGGGGCUCCUCUUUGGCAGGCGUUUUUAGUCAACAAUUAAAAGGGGUGAACCUA
Messenger RNA from Dipodomys ordii (Ord's kangaroo rat), 1264 nucleotides. RefSeq names its product N-terminal Xaa-Pro-Lys N-methyltransferase 1 (gene Ntmt1). The record is from RefSeq and is a predicted model, not a curated record. Lineage: Eukaryota; Metazoa; Chordata; Mammalia; Rodentia; Heteromyidae. Gene Ontology annotation, cellular component: cytoplasm. Gene Ontology annotation, molecular function: N-terminal protein N-methyltransferase activity. The transcript has 4 exons. Bases 154 to 825 code for a protein of 223 amino acids.